Molecule: messenger RNA, 3662 nt
Organism: Podospora pseudocomata
Lineage: Eukaryota; Fungi; Ascomycota; Sordariomycetes; Sordariales; Podosporaceae
Exons: 4
Coding region: 252-3662 (1136 amino acids)
Molecular function (GO): protein binding
Source: RefSeq, a predicted model, not a curated record
GGAGAUUAGAAGUGAUUUCAUGUCGUUGUUUAUGUAGCUAUCGAUUAUCGAGGAUGCCUUCCAUAGUUCUGCCUGCAGAUGGCGGCCUCAAAACGUUUUGGGAAGUUUCUAUUGGCGCGUGAGCCAGCCACAUCAUGUCGUUGGGCUUCAACUCCGCGGCAACCGCUCAGAAAAUCCAUCGUCGAUCUCUUCAACUAUGUUUGACACAACUGCGACAGAUACAUCCCUAAUCGAGAGUGCACGAGAAGGUCAUGGCUGGCAGUCUAAGGAAGAGGUUUGGAUUGUUCAGAUGGAAAAAAGAGAGUCGGGAGAAGUCGAAGGCACAGGACGGUCCAGAAAUACAUGGCAGCAUCGCCUCAGCGAAUUCAUCAGAAGUUUCCGUUCUUCGCCCUGAGCAAGCCGCUUCAUCGACCACAGUAACCCCUUCACUCCCGCAAUCGACGAUAAAUGCCUCUCAAACACCCGCUCCAGCAGUACCGCCUACCCCAUCAAGCAAAACAUUGCCCGUUCUGAGCAACACCAGCGAUAAGGCCGCAAAGGCACCUCAAACGGCAACAGAUGGUCAAGCAGUAGAGAUAGGAGAGAACUUGGUUGCGUAUGUCUCUCUUUGGGAUAGAGCCUACGAUGCCCUCAAGGAAGAAGAACCCGAUCGAGUCACUGAGUAUGAGCAGCUUUUGUCUAGGGUGCUUAUUAGAGUCCCAUCUAUAUCCCAGCUAGCGUCGAACCAGACGGACGAUGUUAAGAUUGCGAAUCAAGUCCCCCAGAACGAUCCGAUCGCACGCCGAAAGAAGCUGAAAGAGAUAACGGAACUUGGUCUGAAGCAUAUGGAAGACAAGAAGGUUAGCACAACACUACUGGGACACGAGAUUGUCCUCCAGGAUGUCGUGGCAAAGGUCGCCGGAGCUGUGGAGUGGGUCGAGGGCCAUGUCAAGGACGCCAUCAAGGACCUACCAUACGCCUCCAUCGUCAUGGCAGGCGUGUCCCUCGUGCUCCCCCUCCUGAAGAACCCCGCCGCCGCUGAAGAAGCGAACCGGGAUGGGUUUACCUACGUCACGUCACAGAUGCGUUACUUCGCCGCAAUGGAGUCGUUGUUGUUACCUCAAGACACGAAGCCCGACUUGAAGGACGACCUUACGGAGCGUCUUGUUGACUUAUAUAAACUCAUCAUUGACUUUCAAGUACAGAGCGUCAUUCGGUUCUACCGCACUCAAACCAAGAACUUCUUCCGAGGAGCCAUCAACUACGACGGCUGGGAUCAGAAGCUGCAGUACAUCAAGGAUACCGACGUGGCGCUAGUUUCGAGGUUUGAGACGACUAUGUCUGCUAGCCGUCUUCAGGUGUUGAGGGAUCUUGCUGGGAGAGCAGAGGAAUCACGCAUAGCCCUUAACAGCCUGCUUGCCAAGGUACAGGAACAUAUCGAAGUCUCUCGACAACAAUUAGGCGUUCUUCAGAAGAUCAGCCAGCAUAUAACGGAUCCCCAGGACCAUGCCUGUCUGCAAGGUCUCCGAAUAACCGAUCCGCAUGACGAUAAGAGCCGUAUCGAGCAAGCCAAAGGCGGCCUUCUGACAGGCUCGUACUGCUGGGUCCUCGACAACGACGAUUUCAGACAAUGGCGCAACAAUCAAGACAGCCGGCUGCUAUGGAUCAAGGGCGACCCCGGCAAGGGCAAGACGAUGCUGCUCUGCGGAAUUAUCGACGAGUUGACAAAGUCGAUCCCUAACACUACGACUGUCUCGUUCUUCUUCUGCCAGGCUACUGAUGCGCGUAUAAAUAACGCCACGGCUGUCCUUCGCGGCCUGAUAUUCCUUCUUGUCAGCCACCAGCCAUCGCUCAUCUCGCACGUACGGCAAAGGUACGAUCAGGCGGGGAAGCAACUCUUCGAGGAUGCAAAUGCCUGGGAGGCGCUGUCGAAGAUCUUCACCAACAUUCUUGAGGAUCCGCACCUGCAAAGCACCUACCUGGUCAUUGACGCGCUCGACGAGUGUACCGGAGACUUGAGCCGACUCCUCAACUUUAUCGCCAAGACGUCGUCGACAUACUCGGAUGUCAAGUGGAUCGUAUCCAGUCGCAACUGGCCGAAUAUCGAGAAGGGUCUUGACGAUGCGACACAGAAAGUAAGACUAUGUCUUGAGUUGAACGAAGAAUCUGUGUCUGCGGCUGUUGCCAAUUAUAUCCAGUCCAAAGUCGAUUUGUUAGCGAAACAAAACCAGUACGAUAACGACACGCGAGACGCUGUCCGGGCCUACUUGUCGUCGAACGCAUACGGCACUUUCCUCUGGGUAGCCUUGGUCUGCCAGGAACUUGCCGGUAUCUCGGGAUGGGAAGCUGAAGAAAUGCUGACGGCGCUUCCGCCCGGACUAGAUGCCCUCUACGAGCGGAUGAUGAGCCAGAUCUGUAGUUCAAGAAACUCCCAGCUCUGCAAAAAUAUAUUGGCCGUCGUCUCGGUUGUGCGUCGGCCAAUUACGUUGGAUGAACUGCCGUCUCUGGUGGAUAUGCCCCCUCGAUGCUCUGGCAGUCGCGACGUUCUGGCAGAAAUCGUAGGGCUUUGUGGCUCUUUUCUGACGCUCCGAGAUCACACUAUCGCGUUCGUUCAUCAGUCUGCCAAGGACUUUUUGGUCCAAAAGGCAUCUAGGGAAAUCUUCCCUUCCGGGAUACAACAUGUACACCGCUCUAUCUUCUCACGAUCGCUACGAGUUUUGGCCAAUAUACUGCGUCGUGACAUCUACGGCCUCAGCGCUCCUGGAUUCCCCAUCGACCAAGUUAAGCAGCCCAAUCCAGAUCCGCUAGCUGCAGCGCGGUAUUCGUGUGUAUAUUGGAUUGACCAUCUGAGUGAAUGCGACGCCACCCGCGAUGAGGUCGAGUCCAUUGACAGGUUUCUGCGUCGGAGCUACCUUUACUGGCUUGAAGCUCUGAGUCUUCUCCAGGGCCAUGGCGACUUGGUCUGGUCGGUCGUGUUCUCGCCGGACGGCCAGCGCGUGGCAUCGGGCUCGGGCGACAGGACCAUCAAGAUCUGGGAUACGGCAUCGGGAACCUGCACACAGACGUUAGAGGGCCAUGGCAGCUCGGUCUUGUCGGUCGCGUUCUCGCCGGACGGCCAGCGCGUGGCAUCGGGCUCGCGCGAUAAGACCAUCAAGAUCUGGGAUACGGCAUCGGGAUCCUGCACACAGACGUUAGAGGGCCAUGGCAGCUGGGUCUUGUCGGUCGGGUUCUCGCCGGACGGCCAGCGCGUGGCAUCGGGCUCGGGCGACAGGACCAUCAAGAUCUGGGAUACGGCAUCGGGAUCCUGCACACAGACGUUGGAGGGCCAUGGCGACUUCGUCUUGUCGGUCGCGUUCUCGCGGGACGGCCAGCGCGUGGCAUCGGGCUCGGAUGACAACACCAUCAAGAUCUGGGAUACGGCAUCGGGAUCCUGCACACAGACGUUAGAGGGCCAUGGCGACUUGGUCUGGUCGGUCGCGUUCUCGCCGGACGGCCAGCGCAUGGCAUCGGGCUCGGAUGACAAGACCAUCAAGAUCUGGGAUACGGCAUCGGGAUCCUGCACACAGACGAUAAAUGUUGGUUUAACUGCUACCCAUCUAUCGUUCGACCAUGCCAACGCUUACAUCAACACGAAUAUCGGGCGUAUCCAAAUAGCCACGGCUACCAUGGAAAGUCCAAAUUAG